Molecule: messenger RNA, 4782 nt
Organism: Solanum dulcamara
Lineage: Eukaryota; Viridiplantae; Streptophyta; Magnoliopsida; Solanales; Solanaceae
Product: transcription initiation factor TFIID subunit 2
Exons: 25
Coding region: 101-4642 (1513 amino acids)
Biological process (GO): transcription initiation at RNA polymerase II promoter
Cellular component (GO): transcription factor TFIID complex
Molecular function (GO): metallopeptidase activity; zinc ion binding; chromatin binding
Source: RefSeq, a predicted model, not a curated record
AAGCCCUUUCGAGUCUCUUUGUCCUUCGCUGGGACUUGAGCGGAGUUAAGUGUUUUUUUACAGUGAGAGAAGAAAGCAAUACGUCUAUGUGUGUUGAAGAAUGGCGAAGGCUCGCAAAGGGAAGAGCGAAGAGCAGAAAGGGGAUAAUUCUGAAGCAGUCGUUCGUCAUCAGAAACUAUGUCUCUCAAUUGACAUGGAAAAGCGUCGAAUUUACGGUUACACAGAGCUUGAUGUAGUUGUACCAGAAAAUGGAAUUUUGGGCUUGCACGCGGAUAAUUUGGUGAUAGACAGUGUAACAGUUGAUGGGGAACCUACAGAAUUUGAAGUUUUCCCGCACUAUUUAGCAUUGGAAAAUGGGGAUAGAUGGUGCUCUGUAUCAUCAACUACUUCAGCUGCUGAUGCGUCUGGUUCAGUUUACUUGUCACAUCUAGAUCGAGAAUUGCUAUCAAAUUUGCUGAUAAUGUGCAAAAAACCUGCGAAGCAUGAUAUUGAAAAACAGGAAAUGCAUUUAGAGAAUGGGGUGAACUCUUCAGCUGAAAACAAUCAGAAUGUGAAGAAGGUCCGUAUUGAUUAUUGGGUAGAGAAAGCUGAAACUGGAAUCCACUUUACUGGUGACGUUCUACAUACUGACAACCAAAUUCGGCGUGCACGAUGCUGGUUCCCCUGCAUGGAUGACAAUUUACAAUGUUGCUGCUAUGAUUUGGAAUUUACAGUGGCCAACAAUCUUGUGGCUGUUAGUACUGGAAGCUUACUUUAUCAGAUCUGGACCAAGGAUGUUCCUGCGCGUAAAACUUUUGUCUACAAACUAAGUACUCCUGUUAGUGCUCGAUGGAUAUCCUUGGCAGUUGCACCAUUUGAAAUUCUUCCUGACCCUAAUGUUACUCAUCUCUCACAUAUUUGUCUACCUGCUGACUUAACAAAACUGCGGCACACUAUAGGAUUUUUUCACAGUGCUUUUAGCUACUAUGAGGACUACCUUUCUGCAUCAUUUCCAUUUGGGUCAUACACGCAAGUUUUUAUUUCUCCUGAGAUGGCAAUAUCUUCAGCAAGUAUAGGAGCCUCCUUGAGCAUCUUCAGUUCUCACUUCCUAUUCGAUGGGAAGGUCAUUAAUAAGACCAUAGAUACAAGGAUUAAACUUGCUUAUGCCCUUGCAAGACAAUGGUUUGGAGUGUAUAUCACCCCAGAAGUGCCAAAUGAUGAUUGGUUGUUGGAUGGUCUUGCUGGUUUCUUGACUGACAUGUUCAUCAAGAGAUUCCUUGGCAAUAAUGAAGCACGCUAUAGGAGAUACAAGGCUAACGUUGCUGUUUGCAGAGCAGACGAUAGUGGUGCAACUGCCUUAAGUGCUGUUGCUGCUUCAAAGAAUUUGUAUGGCACCCAGUGUAUUGGUUUAUUUGGAAAAAUUAGAUCUUGGAAGUCUGUUGCGAUUCUCCAAAUGUUAGAAAAACAGAUGGGACCUGAGUCAUUUCGCAAGAUUCUUCAGCAAAUUGUUUCCCGGGCUCAAGAUGUAAAUCGAUCGUUGAGAACCCUUAGCACAAAAGAGUUCCGGCACCUUGCCAACAAGGUCGGUAAUCUUGAGCGCCCAUUUCUUAAAGAAUUCUUUCCACGUUGGGUCGGAUCAUGUGGCUGUCCAGUGCUGAAGAUGGGAUUCUCCUAUAACAAAAGAAAGAAUAUGGUCGAGCUAGCAAUAUUGAGGGAAUGCACAGCUAGACUCGACUCAAGUGAUACUAUGACUAAUGGUAAGCCUGACUCAGAAAAGCUAGAAGGUGAUGGCUGGCCUGGCAUGAUGAGCAUACGGGUGCAUGAGCUUGAUGGCAUGUACGACCAUCCAAUUCUGCCUAUGACUGGAGAACCCUGGCAGCUUCUUGAAUUUCAGUGUCAUUCUAGACUUGCAGCAAAACGGUUUCAAAAAACCAAAAAGAGUUCUAAACCCGAUGGUUCAGAUGAUAAUGGUGACACUGUGGCUAAUGUAGAUAUGCGUGCAACCUCUGAUUCCCCGUUGUUGUGGCUCCGGGCAGAUCCUGAAUUAGAGUAUCUUGCCGAAAUUCAUUUAAAUCAACCAGUACAGAUGUGGAUAAAUCAAUUGGAGAAGGACAGAGAUGUGGUUGCUCAGGCGCAGGCUAUAGCAACAUUAGAAGCAUUACCGCAACUUUCUUUUUCAGUUGUUAACGCUCUCAACAACUUCCUUAGUGACUCUAAGGCCUUUUGGAGGAAUCGAAUAGAGGCGGCGUUUGCUUUGGCUGGUACAGCAUCAGAGGAAACUGAUUGGGCUGGCUUGACUCAUCUUGUUGCAUUUUAUAAGACUCGAAGAUUUGAUGCCAAUAUUGGACUUCCCAAGCCAAAUGACUUUCAUGAUUUCCAGGAGUACUUUGUACUAGAGGCUAUUCCACAUGCUAUAGCUAUGGUUCGAGCAGCUGACCAGAAAAGCCCUAGGGAAGCUGUUGAAUUUGUUCUACAACUUCUGAAGUACAACGACAACAGUGGAAACCCCUACUCUGAUGUCUUUUGGCUCGCUGCGUUAGUCCAGUCCAUUGGUGAGCUUGAAUUUGGACAGCAGAGCAUUGUCUAUUUAUCAUCCCUUCUCAAGCGAGUUGAUCGGCUCUUGCAAUUUGACAGGUUGAUGCCAAGUUACAAUGGUAUUUUGACAAUUAGCUGCAUCCGAUCUUUGACCCAAAUUGCACUAAAGCUGUCAGAGUUUGUUCCUCUUGAUCGUGUCAUUGAGCUCAUUAAUCCAUUCCGAACUUCGAAGACACUCUGGAAAGUUCGGGUUGAAGCAAGCAGAUCACUUCUUGAUCUUGAGUUCCAGCGCAAUGGGAUUGAUGCUGCAUUGACAUUGUUUAUUAGAUAUUUGGAUGAAGAGCCAACUUUAAGAGGUCAAGUGAAGUUAGGUGUGCAUGCCAUGCGUUUAUGUCAGAUUAGAAAUGAAUCUGAUUUUGACAGUGAUGUGAAGGGUGGAACUCUCGUUGCUUUAUUGCGCCUGCUUGAGAGCCCAACCUCGUUCAACAAUGUUAUUCUACGUCAUUACUUGUUCUGCAUCUUACAAGUCCUUGCUCGAAGAGCACCGACACUGUAUGGAGUGCCAAAAGACGAAACUUUGAGGAUGGGGCAUGCAGCAUUUUGCAGCAAUCUUAAGAAUAUUUUCGCUGAUCUUGUCAAACAGUCUAAACCUCCUGAAUGUCCUCUGGAGAACCUUGAAGAUAUACUUGAUGGUUCAGCCAUUGCAGAAGCUCCUCAUGAAGCAGAUGCUCCUCCGGGCAAUGAAAAUGCAAAAGGUGCUACUAGCUCAGUACCUGAUAGUUUAUUUGUAUCAGAGGUCUGGAAAGACACGGAGGAUGCUUUAUUGAGUAAUGAAAUUACAAACACUGCUACUGGCGCUAUACCGGAUAGUUUGGUUGUUACAGAGGUCCAGAAUGAGGCAGAUUCACUGAAUUUUAGGCAUGGAGUAAUGCAUCCAAUGGGUGACCUCCCACUCGCUAGUUCUGCGGCUCUUAGAGAAGAACCUGUCUUACCUGACAAUGAGCAAACAAAGCCAAUGGUGAGCCUGUUACAUGAGACUGCAGUUAUGUCCAUGGGCCCCCCAGCAGCCGAUAACCUUGGAAUCCGUGAUCAAGGGCAGCCAGUAAUCAAUCUUGGACGAGAUAAUCCAGGAAUUUCUGAACCUUCCAGAGAACCUGAUACUGUUUCUGCAAGUCAUGGAAGAAAGAAGCCUGUUUUCAAGAUUAAAGUGAAAAAAACUGUCACAUCUUCUCGAGCCGAGGAUCAUGAAAAUGCAACGAUGGACAAAUCUCAAGAUGGUUUUCGUGAUGUUGACCGUGGGGCAAGUAGCUCAGUUUCUGUUGAUGCACCUCAAAGAAAUGUUGUUGAAAUAAUGAGCAGUGGUGGUAACCAGUUCCCUGAGGAUGUCAACUCUUGUCAUGAUGUUGGAUCUCAUGUUACUGCCAGCAUUGGAAGUGCCAAAGUUGCAGUUGAAGUUGAAGAGCUAACGAAGGAGUUGCAAUGCACUGCCGAGUCGAGCAAAGUUUCUUUGGGGCCACAACUUGAUGAUCACUUAUCAACGGGUAUCACGAGAUUUGAUGAUCCCGAGGCUGAACCACAUAAAUAUGCAAGUUUACAAUCGCUGACUAUGCCUAACAUUCCAGUUCACGGCAAAGUGAAGGAAAAGAAGAGAGACAGAGGAAAGAAAAGAAAGCUGGAGGGGCGCAAAGAUGAUCCAGAGUACUUGGAGCGAAAAAGGUUAAAGAAGGAGAAGAAACGGAAGGAGAAGGAGUUAACAAAGAUCUUGCAAGACGAGGCAAAGGCUUCAACGUCCUUGGAGAGUCGGAGGAAGAACGAGCAGGGAGGCACUAAAGCAGAGACAAUCAAGAAUGAUCAUAAGACAAGUUUAGUGGAGCAAGAAAGUAGAGAAGAUGAAGCUGAACCCAGACAGGUGAUGAAUGGUGCAGAAGCAAAGGCAACCUCUUCGGGUUUGUCUAGUAGGAACGAGGAUAUUGGGGCUGAAGGAGCAAGCUUGCAGUUGAAACCCGGGGGCUCUAGUGGGGUGAAGUUAAACGUAGAUAGAGGCGAUACGAGUGUAAAUGCUGCGCCACCUACUUCUUCACAUAAAUUUAAAAUUAGGAUUAAAAACCGAACGCUUGGUAAAUCAUGAUUUGUGUGGUAAAUAAAUUUCCUUGUAGAAAUAGGUAAAUUAGUUCUAUUCAAGUGUAGCUUUUAUCAUGCAAGAAAUUUACUUGUAGGAGUCUUAAUUACAUGUACUAAUAAAAAGGUGUGCGCAUUGUUUUGUCUCUA